GUGAGCAUCUGGAUCCGUGUACUCUGGUGAAGGCGUAAUCUUACUCGAACGAUAUUUUUGCGGCCCACUAGAUGCAUUGGAAGUCCUUUUUUACAUUGUGAUGUCAACGCCUCUGUUGGUGUACUGUGGUACCACUACUAAAUCGUCACAUGAAAAGAUGUUGUCGAGAGAGUGCCGUAAGUUUUCGUUAGUUUCAUUAAUUAGAGAAAGAAAACUGUGCUAAAUUCAAUUGUGAGUGACGCUGACGCUAAUGUUAUUAGAUAUAAGCAGACAAGCGAAGAAUAACGGUAGUGAUAGCAUAGAAAAUGCAUGGAAAAGUAAACCAUCUAUUGAGCGCACGAAAAUUGCUUUGAAAAAAUCGACGCGGCAGUAGAUGACAGCUCGGGAUGUUAUGUUGUGAAAAGUGACAAGCACGAAUAAAACAAAAACAUUAUCAGAUUUAAGUGCUUGAAAUUACACAACCAUUGAAAAUGAUACGAUUAAAUUUCAUCCUAAGAGUGCUCGUGACGUGUUUCCUUUUGGGAACUUUCAUCGACUUUUGUGAAGCAAACCCGGAUGCAAAGCGGCUGUAUGAUGAUCUGCUCAGUAACUAUAAUCGUCUAAUACGGCCCGUCAGCAACAACACCGAUACGGUGUUGGUCAAGCUAGGAUUGAGGUUAUCACAGCUGAUCGACCUGAAUCUAAAAGACCAGAUCUUGACCACCAAUAUUUGGCUGGAGCAUGAGUGGCAGGAUCAUAAAUUUAAAUGGGAUCCUGCAGAGUACGGCGGUGUGACAGAGCUGUACGUGCCGUCCGAACACAUCUGGCUACCGGAUAUCGUACUUUACAACAA
Ochlerotatus camptorhynchus is the source of this 832-nucleotide messenger RNA. Its product is annotated as acetylcholine receptor subunit alpha-L1-like. Gene Ontology annotation, cellular component: neuron projection; postsynaptic membrane; plasma membrane. Gene Ontology annotation, molecular function: acetylcholine-gated monoatomic cation-selective channel activity; transmembrane signaling receptor activity. Gene Ontology annotation, biological process: chemical synaptic transmission; regulation of membrane potential; nervous system process. The annotation marks the transcript as partial. The record is from RefSeq and is a predicted model, not a curated record. NCBI's taxonomy places the organism in Eukaryota, Metazoa, Arthropoda, Insecta, Diptera, Culicidae. The transcript is spliced from 3 exons.